UAACAAAACUGCCAGAUUGGCUGGUGGCUAGUUGGAAUAGGAAGGUGAUUGAGAUAGAAGAAACUUGUAAUGUGUUUCCUACUUUCAGUCAGUUUGUGGAAUUCAUCACAAAGGAAGCAAAAAUAGCUUGCAAUCCAGUAACCUCUCUUCAUGCCCUGAAGUCCAAUGAUGUUGAAAAAAUAAAGACAACAAAGACACGAAACAUUGGUGCAAAGGUGCUUGUGAGCAACUCUGAAGAGAAUGUAGAACGCAAGAGAUGCACCUUUUGUGAAAAAUGCAAUCAUGGUAUUCAGACAUGCUGGAAAUUCAAGGAAAAACCAGUUGCAGAACGUGUUAAAUUUGUUCAGACAAAGAAGUUGUGCUUUGGAUGUUUACAACCAGGACAUCAUUCAAGGACCUGCAAAAGGAGGAGUGUUUGUGAAACAUGUAAGGAAAAACACCCAACAUGUUUACAUGAAGAUCGCGAAAGAGCAACCAGAAGAGAGAAAAGCAGUGAUGAGCAUGGGGAAAGUGUAAAAAACUCAAAAUAUGCUAUGUCAACAGAAAGAACAGAGAGCAAACACACCGCUGAACCAUCAAAUGAAGCUACAUCAAACAGAGUAGUGCAAGGCAUGGACAGCAUGUACUCCUCCACAGUUGUCCCAGUUUGGUUAUCUGCAUCGAGUAACCCAGAGAAUGAAAUUCUUGUAUAUGCACUACUUGACAACCAAAGCGAUACCACAUUCAUUAUGCAAGAUAAAGCAGAAGCUUUGGACAUGAAAGGGGAACCUGUGCAGUUAAAACUCUCCACACUUUCAUCCAGAAAUACAAUCAUCCCAAGUCAAAGGUUAGUUGGACUGCAGGUGAGAGGUUUCUAUUCAUCAAAGAAGAUUUCUCUCCCUGUAACCUAUUCAAGAGAGUUCAUCCCUGCCAAUCUAAGUCACAUUCCUACACCAAAAACGGCAAGAGCUUGGCCACACCUAGAGCAUCUUGCUGAGGAGAUUGCUCCAUUGAUUGAGUGCGAUGUAGGGCUUCUCAUAGGAUACAACUGUCCACAGGCUUUGCUACCCCGAGAGGUUGUCCCAGGUAAAGACAAUGAGCCAUUUGCUCAAAGGACAGAUCUUGGAUGGAGCAUAGUCGGUUGUGUUAGCCCAUGUGUCGACUAUGGUGAUGCUAUAGGAAGCAGUCACAAGAUUGUCAUGAAGUCAGUGAAACCUCAUCUCCAGACAUCUAAGAAGCUCACAAAUGAAGUGAAAUACAUAUGUCGAACCCAAGUUAAGGAGUUCAUUUCACCACCAGAUGUGCUGAGGAUGCUUGAGUCUGACUUCAGUGAGAGAAGAGUGGAGGAUGCUAAUUUAUCUCAGGAAGAUUUGCGUUUCCUAACCAUAAUGGAAGAAGGAAUCAAAAUUAAAGCAGAUGGUCACUGUGAAAUGCCGCUUCCCUUCAAGAAAGAUCGACCAAAUCUCCCAGACAAUAAGGUAUGUGCAGUUCACAGGCUCCGAUGCUUGAAAGGAAGAUUUGAAAAAGACAAACAAUAUCAAAAGGACUAUACGACCUUUAUGAGUGAAAUCAUAACAAAUGGGGAUGCAGAAAAGGUCCCAAGAGGAGAAAUUAACAACAGUCCUGUGUGGUACAUUCCUCAUCACGGGGUGUAUCACCCACACAAGCCAGGAAAAAUACGGGUUGUGUUCGACUGCUCAGCAAGAUAUGAAGGCGUGUCAUUAAAUGAUUACCUUCUCACUGGACCAGAAUUAACGAACAGCCUGAUAGGUGUUCUCUGCCGCUUUCGCAAGGGACAAGUUGCUAUAAUGUGCGAUAUUGAGCGUAUGUUCCAUCAGUUUCACGUCAAAGCAGAGGACCAGGACUACUUGAGAUUUCUCUGGUGGGACGAUGGAAACUUCCAGGCUCAACCAUCUGUCUAUCGCAUGCGAGUGCACCUAUUUGGAGCUGCCUCUUCCCCUGGUUGUGCAAACUUUGGGUUGAAACAUGUUGCCGCCCAAGGACAUGGUCAUUACAGUGAAACAACCAUUCAGUUCAUUGAACGGAACUUUUACGUGGACGAUGGGCUCACAAGUGUUGCAACCAAAGAUGAAGCCAUCAAGUUGGUAAAGGAAGCAAGGCAACUCUGCAGUGCUGGCAAACUGCGAAUUCACAAAUUCAUUUCCAACAAUCAUGAGGUACUUGCAUCCAUUCCAGAGAGUGAACGUGCAGAUUCAGUACGAAAUCGUGACUUGGUUCUUGGUGAGUCCCAAAUUGAGAGAGCUCUGGGAAUCAAAUGGUGCAUUGUUUCAGACCAGUUCCAUUUCAGAGUGAUUGUGGAUGAACGCCCACUUUCUAGAAGAGGAGUCUUAUCAACUGUGGCAUCCAUCUAUGACCCUCUUGGCUUUGUGGCACCAUUUAUUCUGGUCGGAAAGCAAAUACUCCAACAGAUGUGUCAAGACAAGGUUGGAUGGGAUGAGCCACUGUCAGAAGAGCUCAAACCACGGUGGGAGUCUUGGCUGUUAGAUUUAAAGAACCUGGCUGACAUCAAAAUUCAGCGCUGUUAUCUCCCAGAAGGUUUUGAGAAAGUUGAAAGAUAUGAGCUGCAUCAUUUCUCAGAUGCGAGUGUUAAAGGGUACGGUGAAUGUUCUUACUUGAGAGCAAUCAGUGUUUCAAACCAAGUCCACUGCUCUCUAGUUAUUGGCAAAGCCAGGGUGACUCCUACAAAGGUCACAACAGUACCCAGGCUUGAGCUAUCAGCAGCAGUUAUUGCUGUGCGAACGAGUGACCUGCUUAAAAGGGAGUUGGAAGUUCAAGCCAAAGAAUUCUUCUGGACAGAUUCGAAGGUUGUUCUUGGAUACAUCAACAACGAUGCUAGAAGGUUUCACAUAUUUGUGGCAAAUCGCAUUCAGCGUAUCCAAGAAGGUUCCAAUCCAGACCAAUGGAGAUAUGUGACUUCUGAGAACAAUCCUGCUGACCAUGCAUCACGGGGUCUGACAGCAAAGGGACUAAUUACUUCCAACUGGUUCACCGGUCCAGAUUUUCUCUGGCAGGAUAAACUUCCUGCUGAUGACAUUAAGGUGGGAGAGUUGGGAGCUGAAGAUCCAGAACUUCGUAAGACUUUUGUCCAUAAGACACUGACCACAGAAGAUUCGUUGCUCAAUCAUUUCUCAAGGUUCUCAAACUGGAUAAGGCUAGUUAAAGCCAUUGCACGACUCAUGCGAUGUGUCAAAGAGCUCAAGGGUCUGAUGUGCAGAACAAACGAAGUCACCAGUCUUGAGGAGAGGAAGGAGGCAGAGUUUUUCAUCAUAGCUACUGUCCAAAACGAACUGUUUUCCGAAGAAAUCAAAGAUCUGAAAUUGAAGGAGACAAUAACAAGAGAUCGUGCAAAUAGGCUUCACAAACUGAAUCCCUUCUUGGAUGAAAAGGGUGUGCUAAGAGUGGGAGGUCGGCUGAAGCGUGCAGAUUUACACCCACACAUCAAACAUCCAGCGAUCCUGCCGAGCAAAACCCACAUAUCAAGGUUACUGAUUGAACACUUCCAUCAAAAGGUUCAUCACCAGGGACGUGGGAUGACUAUGAAUGAGCUGCGAUCAAAUGGCAUUUGGCUAUUAGGAUGUAGUCACGCAGUGUCUUCCUACAUCUACAAGUGUGUCAAAUGUAGGAAAUUCAGAAGGAAUGCUGAAGUACAAAGAAUGGCAGAUUUACCGCGUGAAAGAGUUGAAACAUCACCUCCCUUUGCCUAUUGUGGAAUGGACUGCUUUGGCCCGUUUUACGUUAAGGAGGGAAGAAAGGAACUUAAACGCUAUGGUCUGCUAUUCACAUGUCUGUGCUCUCGUGCUGUGCAUAUAGAGCUUCUCGACGACAUGACCAGUGAUGCCUUUAUUAAUGCUCUUCGAACCUUUAUCGCCAUACGUGGAAGUGUUCGACAGCUUCGGUCAGAUCAGGGCACCAACUUUGUUGGAGCAAGACGAGAGUUCUUGGAGUCUGCAAAGAAAAUGGACCAAGAAAGCCUAAGACAACUAGGUUGUGAGUUUGUCAUGAACCCAGCAUCUGCCAGCCAUAUGGGUGGGGCCUGGGAAAGGCAGAUCAGGACAAUUAGAAGUGUGUUGACAUCCAUUCUGGAUCAUUCAUCCAAAAGACUUGACACUUCAUCCUUGCGUACCUACCUUUAUGAAGUCAUGGCGAUCAUAAAUAGUAGGCCCUUAACCACACACCUGCUGAAUGAUCCCACUGGUCCACAGCCUCUUACGCCGAAUCACAUCCUGACCAUGAAGUCUUCAGUGGUUUUACCACCACCUGGUGAGUUUGUGAAGGAAGACCUUUAUCUUCGAAAGAGAUGGCGCAAGGUGCAAUACUUGGCCAAUGAAUUUUGGACCAGAUGGAAAAGGGAAUACUUGCUGAAUCUUCAGCAGAGAGGAAAAUGGUACAAAACACAGAGAAAUGCCAAGAUCAAUGACAUUGUGAUGCUGAUGGAUAAUAGUCUACCCAGAAAUGAGUGGAAGUUGGCCAAGGUAACCAAGGUGUACCCUAGUGAGGAUGGAAUCAUUAGGAAACUCGAGUUGCUAAUCAGUGAUGCGACACUGGAUGACCAAGGAAAAAGAGUUAAUAAGCCAGUGUAUCUUGAGAGACCCAUCCACAAAACAGUUACCCUACUUGAAGCUGAAUAGUUCAGAACUCCUGUCUCUGUAACUUAUGUUUGACCCAAGAGACUAUCUACACUUAUUUUUCCUUUACAACGAGGUUCAGUUGAAAAUCACCAGUGAUUUGGUGGGAGUGUGGCUGCCGUCAGCAGCAGUUAUGCAGUUUAAGAUAAUUUCAUGGUUUAAGUUAUAAUAAAUAAGUUAAAAAUACUUUAUUUUAAUAUAUCAGAUUUAAUGUAUACAUUGUUGGUUUGAAAAUACACAUUUAAAUGGUUUACAGAAUGUUUCCAGGGUGGAACCAAUGUUCAGUCUGUUGUUCGGGGUUGACAAUAUUUUCAGUUACACGCCACACUCGGUAGAGGGCAGCAUGCUUUCCCCUCUCACUCGGUGGUAGAGCUAUGCAGAGGCAUGCAACGAAGUUUCCAGCUGUGAAAAGGAGUGACAUUGCAAGAUGUGUUUUCAUUAACCCCUGCAAGUUAAUGCGGCCAAUGAGUUCUCACGGCAUUGUUGGUGACACCUGCGUGCAAUAAAUGCCAGUAAAAAUCAAGAACGCCUUGUGUCCGUUUUUCAACUUGGAGGGAGUUACACAAACUCUACAAUUAUUUUCCUCCAAUGACGACUUUUCACUUGCAGAAAUGGUCCUGUGUGAUUUCUAGGUUGUGAUAUGAAAAACUAGUUCCUAAUGGCAGCGAUUCACUCAGUAAACAUGUGUUUCUUUCACCAACCUCACACACAGAUCCAAUAAGAUC
Molecule: messenger RNA, 5350 nt
Organism: Oreochromis aureus
Lineage: Eukaryota; Metazoa; Chordata; Actinopteri; Cichliformes; Cichlidae
Exons: 2
Coding region: 534-4628 (1364 amino acids)
Biological process (GO): DNA integration
Molecular function (GO): nucleic acid binding
Source: RefSeq, a predicted model, not a curated record